Fulmarus glacialis (Northern fulmar) is the source of this 1829-nucleotide messenger RNA. RefSeq names its product MAP kinase interacting serine/threonine kinase 1 (gene MKNK1). The record is from RefSeq and is a predicted model, not a curated record. NCBI's taxonomy places the organism in Eukaryota, Metazoa, Chordata, Aves, Procellariiformes, Procellariidae. The transcript is spliced from 11 exons. Gene Ontology annotation, molecular function: ATP binding; calcium/calmodulin-dependent protein kinase activity; calmodulin binding. Bases 1 to 1257 code for a protein of 418 amino acids. Gene Ontology annotation, biological process: protein autophosphorylation; peptidyl-serine phosphorylation; intracellular signal transduction. Gene Ontology annotation, cellular component: cytoplasm; nucleus.
AUGUUCUGGCACACAGACAUGGUCAGCAGUCAGCCUCUCCCCAUAGCAGACAGUGGGAAAAGAAAAAAGAAAAAAAGAACCAGAGCCACAGAUCAUGUCCCUGGGAAGUUUGAAGACUUGUAUAAGCUGACUGCUGAGCUUCUUGGUGAGGGAGCAUAUGCCAAAGUUCAGGGUGCUGUCAGCCUCCAAACUGGGAAAGAAUAUGCGGUAAAAAUCAUUGAAAAAAAUGCUGGGCAUAGUCGGAGUCGGGUUUUUCGUGAAAUAGAAACGCUGUACCAAUGUCAGGGUAACAAGAACAUUUUGGAGCUAAUCGAAUUUUUUGAAGAUGACACAAAAUACUACCUUGUCUUUGAGAAGCUGCGAGGAGGUUCAAUCCUGGCCCAUAUACAAAAGCGAAAGCAUUUCAAUGAACGAGAAGCUAGCAAAGUGGUGAGAGAUAUUGCCUCUGCUCUGGAUUUUCUUCAUACAAAAGGUAUUGCUCACAGGGACCUGAAGCCUGAAAACAUCCUGUGUGAAUCUCCAGAAAAGGUAUCGCCAGUAAAAAUAUGUGACUUUGAUCUUGGUAGUGGGGUGAAGCUGAACAGUGCGUGUACUCCAAUAACUACUCCCGAAUUAACAACGCCGUGUGGGUCUGCAGAAUACAUGGCACCCGAAGUGGUUGAAGUCUUCACGGAGGAGGCCACAUUCUAUGAUAAGCGGUGUGAUCUUUGGAGCCUGGGAGUGAUUCUGUACAUCAUGCUCAGUGGUUACCCCCCAUUUGUGGGCAACUGCGGCACAGACUGUGGCUGGGACAGAGGAGAAGUCUGCAGAGUUUGCCAGAACAAGCUUUUUGAGAGCAUUCAGGAAGGCAAGUAUGAAUUUCCUGAUAAGGACUGGUCACAUAUAUCCUCUGAGGCCAAAGAUCUCAUCUCAAAGUUGCUGGUUCGUGAUGCCAAAGAACGACUCAGUGCUGCUCAAGUUUUGCAGCAUUCAUGGGUUCAAGGACAGGCUCCUGAAAGGGGAUUACCUACCCCUCAAGUUCUUCAAAGGAACAGUAGCACAAAAGACCUGACACUUUUUGCUGCUGAGGCUAUAGCCCUUAACCGCCAGUUGUCUCAGCACGAGAACGAACUCAGCGCAGAGCAGGAGAACGUUGCCCAUGCUGUGUGCUCCAUGAAGCUUUCUCCUCCGUCCAAGUCUCGCCUCGCCAAGCGCAGAGCAAUGACACACGCCACCAAAAACAGUGACUUUCAGCCAGUUCCCCAUAAAGCCUUUUAAACUUCUUUCCUGCUAUGGAUUGGCAAGAUCAGCCUGUGAUCUUACUUGGAUUUUCAGCGCUGAUAAAAGCUUCUCUGCUUCUGACACUUUGAUUAGAAGCUUGCUCUUGUGAUGUGACUUGUAACUUUAACGGGACAGCUUUUUAUGGGAAUGUUUUUUGCCUGUCAGAUUUGGUGCAUUAAGAUAAUUUAACUGAUUUUUUUAAACUGGAGAAGAUGGGUUUGCUGCUAUAUUAUCUGAGGUGUUAAAUCACUAAGCUUUCCUUAUUUUCUUCUUAGAAGAGCAUGCUUUAAAAUGCAAACUUGAAAACAUGAGAAAAAAACACUUUCUUGCUUUGCCCAGCAGAGCAUCAAGUCUCUCCCUGCCUAUGGCUGAUCUUGAUGGCACAUCUUGCAAGGUGCUGCUGCUAGUGUCAGCAGCAGGGACUGUUUUCAACCAGCAGUGCCCUUCUCUCUUUCUGUAGACUCAGGAAACGAAGAUGAUGACUGGGUGGAUCUCUGUCUCCAUUACCUUCACUCGGCUUAAAUUGUAUGAGGAUGAUACUGUAAAGGUGCAAGGAUCGCUCAGGAUUG